CAAUCGAAAACCAAUUAAUUAAUUUUCACGAAGCCAUUUCGUCGAACGCAAAAAUCGGAAAAAUAUUUAAAUUAAAAUUGAAUACUUUACGGUCAUGAUUAGAUAAGUCGCCAGUCUAUUCGGUCGAACUAUGAUGGCAAAGAAAAUGAUUCUCUUCACUAUCAUUCUGCUCACCAUUCUGAAGAGCACUCACCAGCAAAAGGAAACAGUGUGCGCUGGCGUUGAAGAUGGCAAUUUCGUAAGGAACUCACAAUCUUGUCGAUCCUACUAUUACUGUUACGAAGGGAAGCCAGUAGCAAACAGUUGUCCAGCAGACCUAUACUUCAAUGCAGCUCAGCAAAUAUGCGAUGUUAAAGAUCGAGUUGAUUGUACUCAAUGUUCUCCAUUCGGUGUGCAACAAAUACCUCAUCCGCACGAUUGUUCCAAGUAUUACUUGUGUGUAUCGGGAAUUAGAACCAUGCGAGUCUGUGGAAGUGGUUUAUAUUUUGAUCCACGAAUCGGAGAUUGCAAUUUGCAGCGAUUCGUUGAUUGUGCCGCAACUCCUGACUUGUCUUCCGUUUGUACUCCAUUUGCUAGUUAUGGAUUCGUGGUUAUUGGCGACAGAGACGAUUGUUCGAGGUACUACUUUUGUUUGAACGGAAUUGCGUAUCCUGAAAAAUGUGCCCCUAAUUUGUAUUUCAAUCCGGAUGUGGGUUACUGUGAACUUCCUGCCGCUCUUAACUAUUGCCAGGGACCCGGUCCGAUUAUUAUUCCUCCGGCUUACACAACAACUACUACUUCAACUACUACAAUUGCAACGACGACGACAACGACUGUUAAAGCAACAACAUCAUCAGGUGUAACCACAACUACUGUCCGAGGUGGACGAAUUGGCGUAUACUAUAUUGCAAAUUGCAAUCCAUGUCGCGAUAAUCCUGUAGAUCAGAUAACCUUCACCCGUGAUGCAUUCAACUGUGCCCGAUUCUCUAUGUGCAUCGGAAGAUCGCAUUCUGAAAAUUCGUGCAGCGAUGGACUGUAUUUCGAUACGAGAACGAAUACUUGCGCUCUGUCAGAAAAUGUUGAUUGUACUGGUCAAGGCGAAGGCACCACCACCACCACGACUCGAGCGCCAGGAGAUGAGCUCGAGCCUGGACCAGAUGGAUCUUGUGACAAGGACUCAAACUUUGAAGUGAUUGCUUCGCCGUCAUCAUGUGACCGAUACACAAUUUGUACAUGUGGAUACCCAAAUCCCCAAACCUGUCCCCCUGGAUUGAUCUUUGAUGUUGUGUCGCAACAGUGUAACACUCGCGAACAAGGCCUAUGCUUGUUCGAAUCCAUACCACCUUGUCCGGACGAUUACGCAAUUGUGUUUGUAUCAUUGAUAUCAGUGGCAUUUUCUCAACAUGCAACAAUUUGUGAUGAAGCUCGUCGGUACACAUUCGUACCGGAUGUGAGAGAUUGUUCUGCGUGGUUUUUCUGCGGUGACAACGGUCCCGUACGAGGAGUGUGUUCCGACGACCUUUUAUUCAAUCCGGAAACAAGAUUAUGUGAUUUUCCCGAAAAUGUAGACUGCUUCCGGUGUCCAUCAAACGAGGGACUUGAUCACUUUGCAAUGAGUGGUUCGUGCCGGUCGUUUAUUCGGUGCAUCAGUGGUGCUCCAUUCCAAAGUGUUUGUGAAGAUGGACUACAUUUCAACGCAAAUACGGGCCAAUGUGAUUUUCCCGACGCCGUCAAUUGUGGAAGCGGUUUCCAUUGUCCUGCGGAACUUCCAAUUGAUGGGGGAAUAGUUGCUAUGCGAGACAAUUACAACUGUUCAGUUUAUCAUUUAUGCAUAGGACAGCCCGAAGCAGUUAGACAGGAAUGCAAUUCUGAACUACAUUUUGAUUCUGUAACCAAUUUGUGCACAUUCCCGGAAUUGACAUUCUGUCCAAUUAGACAAAAUCCAGAUGGUCCCGGUCUUGGUCCAGGCAAUCCUGACUCUGAUUCAACGACAGCCGUGCCUACUGUCACAACCGAAAUGCCAACAGAGCCAACGACAGAAACGACAACACCGGAACCACCAACAACUCCACCAAUAUUCGAAUGUCCAUUCGAUGGAGUACACCCACAUCCCACAGAAUGUGAAGAAUAUUUCAUUUGCGCUGCCAAUACUCCCCAUCUCAUGAGGUGUGCUGAUGGAUUACAUUUUAAUGCUGCCACUUUACAAUGUGAUUUCCCCGAAAAUGCUCGAUGUGAUCUGUAUAGCAAUUUAAUCUAAUUAACUAAAAUUAAUCUCGAUUUAUCGUUAGAAAUUAGAUGUAACAUAUUUACCAGUGAAGCAUUUUGUUAAAUAAAUAUUUAUUACAAUUA
Messenger RNA from Bradysia coprophila, 2328 nucleotides. RefSeq lists its product as uncharacterized. Lineage: Eukaryota; Metazoa; Arthropoda; Insecta; Diptera; Sciaridae. Gene Ontology annotation, cellular component: extracellular region. The record is from RefSeq and is a predicted model, not a curated record. Gene Ontology annotation, molecular function: chitin binding.